UCAAUAUUUUUCAACACCAGUUAAUGAUACGAAUAUACUUGAAAAUUUAAAACAAUCAUCUGAUUUACCGCAAAAUGUUCAUAUAGAAUUAGAUGCUGUACGUUUUACACCGGAAACAAGUACAUUUUUUAAUGAACUUGAUGCAUUUCCAAACCGAUCAACAAAAGUUCUUGAUUUAUGGUACAAGAAAAAAUAUGCAUCAUAUCCGAAAAAUGAAGAAGAUCCAUUUAAAGAUAAUAUUUACUAA
Molecule: messenger RNA, 247 nt
Organism: Adineta steineri
Lineage: Eukaryota; Metazoa; Rotifera; Eurotatoria; Adinetida; Adinetidae
Source: the annotation of a GenBank genome assembly